AUGGGUGAAACUCAGUCCACGUUAUAAAAGAUAGAUUUAACUAAAAAACAUGCUUAUGACCCCAACAACUACCCAGAAAAUCCAAAAUAAAACGCUUUUUAAGAGUUAGACAUAAAUCAGUAAACGCAUUUUGUGAAUGAAAUCCUCAAGCAAAAGUUUAAUGAUUUUGGAAAUAAAGGAAAGAGCAUUCUAUAAUUUCUUAAAGAAAAAGGAUAUUUAUUGACAGAUCAAAUUCUUGGAAAAGGAGGUUUUGGAAUGGUAGUAAAAGGGUAUAGUGUUCCUCUCAAAAAAUAUGUAGCUAUAAAAAUAAUUAAAUUUAAAACACAAAAAUAGUUUUUUGAUAACUUGCUAGAAUUCAAUAAUUAAUAAGAUCUUAAGUAGAAAAACAUCCUCUAAUCUAUUUAGAUAAUGAAUUUCAAUGAGUUAUAGAUUCAAUUUAUUGUUAUGGAUCUUUGCAAAACUGACUUAGUCGAAUACUUAAAUUACUUCUUAAGCUAGAAAAAAUGGUUGAAAAAUUUAGAAAUUCUUUAAUUAUGGUUAUAACUUGUAUAAGGUCUAAAGUAUUUGCAUAGCUAAAAUAUUCUUCACUUAGACAUAAAACCAGCAAAUAUUCUCCUUGGAAUAGACAAUUUUUGGAAAUACAACGACUUUGGGUUAUCUUUUGUUUUACGUGAUGGAUAAGAAUCAACAACUGACACAAAAGGAUUUACUUCAACUUACAGCUCCCCUGAGUAAUACUUAUUACAUUAAUUUAAAGUAAAAACACCAAUAUCUAAAGAAAGCGAUAUUUAUAGCUUGGGAUUAGUGUUUUUAUUAACAACUAAAGUUAUUCUAAGCAAAGAAACAUUAAUAAAACUAAAGUUAGAUUCAAAUUUACUAGCAAAGUGUUAUAAUGAUGAAUACAGUGAUUUGAAUGAAUAAAUAAUAAAAAAGAUGCUUAAGACUAAUCCACAAAAAAGGAUUACUUUAGAUCAGCUGGAAAGUGUGAUUUAAGAAAAUAUUUAAAUAUUAGAAAAUAAAGGUAACUAUUUUAAAGAAUAAAUAAAUGUAAGAAACAAAUCAUUGCCGAGUUUAGACAUAGAAAAAAUUACAAAACAAAAUUAACUGGAAAAAAAUAAAUCCUAAUCAUAAAUAGAAAAAAUAUAAAUUUACUACCCAUCAAAAAGAGUUUUAACAAAUAGAGAAUAUAAUGAUUAAUAGUUAUAAAGUAAUAGAUAGUAAAGUACAACAGCAAGUUUAACUCCUUUAAAAUUAAGGAGGAAAGUUAUUUCGAAUCCUAAUGAUUAAAAUAAUAAAAACCAGUCAAAUAAUCAGUAAUCUUUUGAUUCUUAAGUAGAUUUAGUUUAACUAGGAGCUGAUAAAAAAAUGCAUGGUUUACCCUACAUUUUAGAGAAUAACUUAGCCAAUAGAAGUUAAGGUUAUCUUAAUUAAAAUACUGUGACAAUAACACAAACCAGCAAUAAAUUAACUAAAAAUGAUUAUUAAUUUUAAAAUUAAAAAAUAUAAAAUUUAAUAAGUAAAUAAAAAAAUGAAAUGGAAUAAAAUAUUUAAUCUGUUAAAAACAGAUAUUUAAGUCUAUAAACUAAUAAAAUCGAAGUUAAAUCAUAAAAUAUUUAAAAAAAUAAUAAUAGCUUUUUGCCUAAAAUAUAUUAAAAUAGAGCUCAAAUUAAUUUGCAAAAUAUAUACUUUGAUGAAAAUAAGUAACAAAAAUUUAAGUGA
Molecule: messenger RNA, 1719 nt
Organism: Tetrahymena thermophila SB210
Lineage: Eukaryota; Ciliophora; Oligohymenophorea; Hymenostomatida; Tetrahymenidae
Product: Serine/Threonine kinase domain protein
Exons: 6
Biological process (GO): protein autophosphorylation; autophagy; peptidyl-serine phosphorylation
Cellular component (GO): autophagosome; cytoplasm
Molecular function (GO): ATP binding; protein serine/threonine kinase activity
Source: RefSeq, a predicted model, not a curated record